ACACUGCUUCCGCAUUUAUGACUUAAAAAGCCGUGGCGGGAGAGUAGCGGCAGCUCUGCUCACUGUUGGUUUGUUAUUGGAUUGCUUGUGUGUUGAUUACUUGUGUAUGACAGAUUUCUGGUUUCCUGAUCUCCGACUCUCGCUUUGCCCCUUUGGUGCCUUUGGUUUUGAUUGUUUACUGGUUAUGAUCUCUUGCCUUCCUCCUGACUGCUCUCUUUGCCUCGCCCCUUUGGUUACUGUGUUUCGGCUUUGGUGUCUCCUGUAUGUUUGUGUCUGUUAGGUGUGUAGGGAGUGACUGCUAUUUUGUUUAUGCGUUCGUUUGGUUUACUGUGGUUUUGGUAAGGGAGUCAGGUUUAGUUUUGUCAUUUCGUGUUCCUGUUUUCAUUUAGUUUAGAAUUAGCUUAGUUUGGGACGUGUUCGGUAGUGCUGUUUUCUUUAUUGUUUUGGCCGUGUCAUUCUCGAAGUCUGUUACCCUAUUGUUUGUGAAAGUCUUUGUGAAUAAAUAUAAAAAAAUACAAAAAAAGAUCCCUUUGUUUCCCGUGUUCCCUUUUCCCAUACCUUGGUUGUCUCGUUUUCCCCUCUCCUUUCGCUUUACCUUUCUGACGGUCCUCAGCCCUAGACUGAGGAUCGUAACAGUACAUUGGAAUGAUGUUCUGGACACAAUGUGUUUAUAUUCGACUUGAGAACAGGAAAUGAUGAAGUCAAACAGAGAGCAGUAGAUACCUGACCUGAAGGUAUGUUUUCGGGAAGCAGACAAAAGGAAGGCCAGUGUACAAGGACAUUCUGGGAAUUCCAUCCUCAUAAGUGUCAUUCAGGACUCCCCUUAGCCAGUCCGGUCAUCCUGGAUCUGACUGAGCUGUGCGGGAGAAUCACCUCCUGUGCCGAUAGCGACGGCUCAUUCCAGACCUUCCACAGUGUGCCGAUGGACUACAUGUGCUUGUGCCUGAAGGGAGCCCAGUGGCCAAUGUCUCCUUCCAGCAGCGUCCUACAUUGAAAGCCUCCUCAGCGCUUGCUUUGGUCUUCCAUCCUAAACUUACAUGCAGCAGGAACACAAAAUGCAGAGAAGCUUCCUGUCUUGCCGUUGCCAGCGAUCCAGUGUUGCCACGACAGCUUUCAAGGGUGUAGCAUUGCAUGACAAUGGGUGUCACUGCACUUUUGGUAAUGCAUCGGGAAGCGAGGCUGCGGACUGCGGCGAUGGAGAGCCGAGCAGGACGGUGCAGGACCGGCUGAGCCAGGCGCUCUGGCACCUCAACCUUGCGCAUCAUUCCCAGAGAUCUGCUUUUAACAACAACGUGCGGGUCGCCUACGAGCUGCUCAUGACUGGAGGACAGCAUCUCCGCCCGGGUGGAGGAGUGCGGGGUCGCAUCUACACCGAGCUGCUCCGCUCCCUCUGCUCCGAAGCCGGCCUUUCCAGCUCCACCAGUGCGCCUCUGCUGCGCCGGAUCCAGUGCCAGGACCACGAGGCCGUCCCCUUCGAGCUGUUCCGGCAGGGCGUGCUGAUUUGCACUGUUUUUGCAGACUACGUGCGUAAAUCUCAGUCCCUGUACCUGGCAGUCAGUGGCGGUUCCGAGUUGCCGGCCCAGCGGGCUCUCUGUCAGGCUGCCCUCGGUGCCCUGCGGGACGCCCUGGACACCGCGCAGUGCGCCGAUACCGCACGCUACCUGGAAGCCAGUGCCAAAAUCGCGCCUUGUACAUUAGCCCAGGCGAUGGCGUCGGCACAGAGUUCCUACGAAGCCCAAGCCGGUACCAGCAUGGACCCAGAAGAGUUUGAAAAAGAGGCAGCUGCUCUGUUCAUAGCCCGCGUCCAGCCUGUGUCCUGAAACAUUCUGACCAUUUCUUAGAACCUUGUUAUUUAACACGCCUCCAACAAAAUGUUGUUGCUCUGGGUAAAAUUUAAUAGGUAUGGUACUGUGAGGCUGUAUAGAUCUUCCACAGGAUUUCCAACUCUCCCACAUCUGGCAUGACACUCACACUUUGAAACUCUCACGCUCACGCAAGAAAUCUUAUAGCAAAUUUAUAUUAUUCCAUUAUAAACUUAAGCAUAGCUACAUCAAAAGCAUUGGGGUAGUUUGCAAACCUUACAGACUAUCUGCAAGAUAAUAAACCUGUUACAUACAUGUAAAUACGUGUUCACGUGUUGAGACUGGUCUCAUGCCAACCAGCUGACAAAAUCUCACGCCAGCCAGCUGACAAAUGUUCCAUGGGUUUCAGUAUUUAUGAAGUGUUGCAUUAUAUACUCCUUUGAGUUCCAGAACUGCGAUUAGGGGGGUUAGGUAGCUUUGUGGUUAGCAGACAUCCACACACACUUCCAGGGCUGGGGAUUGAAACCCAUGACCUGCUGGUGGUUCCAGGUUGUUGUCAUUCCACCUGUGCUUCCUGGGCUAUGUGACAGGCUCCCUGUAUUCAAAAGUGUUUCUAGGGUAGAUGGAUGGACAGACUUCAGUAAAAUCUGUCACCCUGCUAUCCUUUUCCCCAGCAGAUUAUUUUAAUAAGUAAAUAAUAUUUGAACAUCAUAGUAUCAUGAUCUGACAUUUAUGUAAAAGCAUAUUUAGGUAGUAAAAUAUGUGUUAAGUAUGAAAGUUUUAUGCAAUAUGUGUAUGUCGUUAAAAAGUAACACAGCACCUUGCAUGUUUAUCGGCCUGCUUUAAAGUGUGUAAGGAAGGUUAGUGAGGGAAGAGCCUGUUUCAGUCACACAAGUAAGACCUGAACUGCCUUUCAGCUUCCCUGUUAGUGAUAAAUACGAGUGGUUUGCUUCAGUUAAACAUAAAGUAUUUCUUUCCCAAAUCUGCUGCUAGUUUGCACAUGCUGUUUGAAUGAAGAAGUCUAUCGAUUGUUGCUCACUGUGUACAGCUUGUAAUAAUCUAUGUAGUGAAAAGGAAGGUGGUAAACUUCACUGGAAUGUUAUGGCUGUCAAGUACAUGCAGCUGUGUCAGCUGACUGAGCUGCCUGCAGUGGCACAGACUCUGAUGAACUGACUGUCUCUAUCUGCUGAGGCACUGACUGCUCUAUCCUGAUGCACUGCAUGUCACUAUCUGCCGAUGGGCUGACUGUUCUAUCCUGAUGCACUGCAUGUCACUAUCUGCCGAUGCACUGAAAGUCACUAUCUGCCGAUGGGCUGACUGUCACUACCUGCUGUGUUUGUGAGUAGAGUCUCAGUUGCCAACUGUAUCAGUGUAAAAACUUUUCCUGCACUUUUCCCAACGAAUUUCACCUGUUCAGUCUGCACAGAUGAAGGGGAGAAGACCUGAUUUUUAGACCUUGACCCAUCUGGGCCGUGGUUUGGGACAGAGAAUGAGCGAGGUCAGAUCCAGCAGUGUGUCUGUAAUGGCCCUCCAGCCGAAAGACAGCAGGCCAUUGGUGAAAAACAGAUCACUGAUAAAUGAUGUGAAGGGGUGCCGGCACGAAAGUCUGUCCACUUUGCUGUUUGUGUUGGUUUGUCCAUCUCCUGGUGGUAGGUAGAGGCAAACCAAUGAGGGGAGUCCCUGCAUCCUAAUGCUGACGUCAAACUGCUUCUCCACUUGUGGUGGACGUACAGGAGAAUAAAAGCAGUAAAGCAUUUCAAACCUUCCUCAGUCAAACUGAACUCAUUCGCUUUAGCUUAAGUUAAAUGGUUCGGCAAUUUGCAGGCCUGCUGACUGACCACCUGCUUGAGCAGAGAAGCUGGGGUGACUCAAUUGGUGUCAAUUGAGUGUAAAGAAAUUACAAAGAAACAUCAGGCUUUUUUGCGCGGAGCUUUUCUUUUGUCAUGUGACCUGGUGGUGGAUGCUGAAGAGCCGCAUUCAAACUGAGAAAGUUUCCUGCUCUCAGGGGUUACAUGCGUAGUCAUGGUGAGCAAACCACACCCCAGAAUGACAUCACAGUCUCGCCCAAUCUAAGUGUGCUGCCAAACUU
Molecule: messenger RNA, 3891 nt
Organism: Brienomyrus brachyistius
Lineage: Eukaryota; Metazoa; Chordata; Actinopteri; Osteoglossiformes; Mormyridae
Gene: tpgs1
Product: tubulin polyglutamylase complex subunit 1
Exons: 5
Coding region: 1038-1820 (260 amino acids)
Biological process (GO): protein polyglutamylation
Molecular function (GO): microtubule binding
Source: RefSeq, a predicted model, not a curated record